ACACUCUUGACAUUUGUUUGUAACUUUGUAUCGUUUGUUUGUUGGUUGGUAGUUUGUUUGUGUAGAUUAUUUAGUACAUGAGGCGAAUUAGAUAAGAUAAAAAAGAUUAAUCAUACACUUUAUCGCAUUUUGUGACAGAAAAGAAUCAGCACCAUGAAUCAGUAUCAGACGGAGAGGAGGCUUACUUGGUGCUACACAGGCCUCGCAGUAUUACUCGCGUUGUCUAUAAUAUGUAUUUCCGUGGCGUACCAGCAUUGGAAAGCGACACUGGAUGUAUGCCCGGGGGGUUGGCUGGAGAACACCAGUUGCGGGUGUAUAUUCUUCGGCUCUAGCAACUUCCAGUACUUUAGUGGAGGCCAUAAUUCCUACUGUUUGUAUGCUAUAUUUGCACCACUACCUAUUAUGGUAUAUGCAAUCAUAAUGGCCCUCUUUCACAUGUAUAGAGUGUGCAUAAACAAUGUUGGGCAGUAUGAGGAUGAGAAGUCUACUACUAUGGAGGAAAUUGAAGGAGAAUCAAUAAUGGUGACUUCAAGAGCUAGGGUGACUCAUAGAAAUGAUGCAGUCAUCUAUUGCUGGAUCCCCACUUCCUGUCUGUCUGCAGUGUUCUGCAUUUACAACAUAGUUCAUGCAGGUUUCAUCACCCACGGCUUCUUGAGAGCCUGCACUCAGUACCGGGGAUAUUUGGUUCGGGAAUUUCAUGCCACCGGUGAUCAUGCAAGUGCCAUACACUUCCGGCUGUCAUGUCAGGCAAUAUUCGACUUCAUGGACUAUAUCCACAAGGACCCGCCAAACAGUCGUCGUGGAGACUUUAUCAACACUGGGGCUGCAUUGCAACUUGCAAUCAUUGCCUCAUGGCUGGCCGUGGCAGUCUGGAUAGCUGUCACUGUGUAUACAGCUGUAAGGGCGUACCGAGAGAAAGAUGUGCUAACCUGUUGUGGGAAUUAAAAUAAACACGCUUAUGGUAGAUCAUUGUGUGUGAGGGCAUAAAACUGUUACAGUUUUCUUUAGUGUACUGAUACAAGUAUGUCCCAAACUCAAAUUGAUCAACUUCAUGUAAGAGACAUGGUGUGUCCACAUAUGUAUAAAAUUAUUGAUCAAUUAUGUAAAUCACAGAUGACAACAUCUAUGACUGCUGAGGAAGUAUACCAUUGCACAUAACAUCUCAUUUUUUUAUAUGUUGAUGCACUAUUUACUAGCAAUACAACCUCCGUGGCACUGAGCGAUAUCCAGUUUUUAUCUUUAAUUUAAAUAAUGUAAAAUGAAAUUUUAAUAUUUCAUUAUCUACAAGUAAUCAUAUCACAAUGCAACUAAGUCAUGACCCUUUAUAAAAUGUUUGAAUGUGUAUAAGGGAUACAUUUGCAUUUUCACCUUUAUUAUGUCUAAUUAUUAUUAUACUAUUAUAGUAGAUCCAUGAAGGGCUACAUAAUGGCUUAGGGGUCUACGUGUGCAGGCUCUGCACGGCAACGGCGCCGCGCGGUUUCUACCAAUAGACUCAGCGAAUGCUAUCUACGUGGAUAGAUAUCGUACGGCUAUUGGUAGCCCUCAAUAUAAUUCCCGCGGUACGACAACCGCACCGCGAGGGCUGGUGUAGUGACAGCCCCAUUUAUCUAUCCCUGAUCUCCAUUCCAUCCAUUUGUGGGGGCCCCUAGGCUUUAGUCUAUGCCUGUUAAUAUACGGCACUGAAUUUAUUUUUUAAGGAACUUUUAAACCUGCUUUCAGUUUCAUGUUCAGGCGUACCUAUAAAACAAAUUGUGUUCAUACAUGACGUAAUAAUUAUAACACAUAUUUAGCUAUAAGUUUGAUGUACCAAUCAUGUGUAAUAUUAUUAUAGAACAAACAGUAUUUUUGAUAAUUACUUUACAAUACAACGACUAAGACAUCACUAGAAAGACUGAGGAUUACUAGAAUCCUACUUAUCACAUUAAUGUAGGGUUGAGGCCUAUAACAUUUUUCUAUUGUGUAAUAGAAAGUGUAUGGCACUAAAGCCUUUGCCUGUAUAAAAUAAUACUUUAGUAAAUAUAUUAUAACAUUCCACCGUCAAUGUUACAUUUAUGUGCCUCUACCUAGCUUGUAAGUUUCGUGUUUGUGCCGUCCAUUUUAUAGUUUACCAUAUUUUUACUUAAGCAAUUGUUGCACAAAUUAAUUUAUGAAAUCUUAUGAAUUAUACAACUAUUUUAUCACCAUCUAAAA
Messenger RNA from Pectinophora gossypiella (pink bollworm), 2190 nucleotides. RefSeq lists its product as uncharacterized. Lineage: Eukaryota; Metazoa; Arthropoda; Insecta; Lepidoptera; Gelechiidae. The coding region runs from base 154 to 945 and encodes 263 amino acids. The transcript has 4 exons. The record is from RefSeq and is a predicted model, not a curated record.